Yamadazyma jaroonii is the source of this 3858-nucleotide messenger RNA. The record is from the annotation of a GenBank genome assembly. Lineage: Eukaryota; Fungi; Ascomycota; Pichiomycetes; Serinales; Debaryomycetaceae.
AUGAAGGGCAGAUCCAUCAGUGAUAUCCAUGUGGAUAAACGAGAGGAUAAGCCAGAACAGAGAGUUAGUUCAGAUGGAAUGAUUUAUAAUAAGAAACGAAGUUCCGUGUUUGAUACUCACUUUGAUCCUUCCAUUAAAGAUAUAUCCUUUGAUUUCAAUUUUGAGACACCUGAAAUGAUGGAGAAAGAAGAAGAACACAUUCAAGUUCCUAAUUAUUUUAGCUUCUCCCAUGAUGAUACUCAGACAGAGUUUCAAACUAAAAGUAAAGAUUUGAGUUCAUCGGUGGACGUUUUACCAAUGUAUCUUCCACCAUCGAUACCUGAAGAUAAUCAAUCAUCCUAUAGUGAUAGUACAGUAAGUAAUAGAAGGGACGGCAAGAAGGGAGAUGUUAAAGAUAAGGAAGAAAUCAAGAAAAAUCAUAUAAGGAAUGGAUCUGAAUCAUCAACAACUUCAAACAAUUCAUCAUCAUCAACAUUAACCCCAUCAAGUGCUGUGAGUAAAGACAAAAGAUUUGUUAGAUAUGCUAUGUCUACACAAUCCAAGAAUGUAAGCACUCGUUGGAAUAUGGCUAAUGUCACUAAAUGGUUGGAACAUCAUAAGUUCAAUAAUUCGUGGAGGGAGACCUUCAGAAAGAAUGAAAUAUCAGGUAAUAGAUUCUUAGAAUUAGGGAAUUACGAUAUAGGUUCACUCACAUGGAAACAAUUAAGUAAAUUUUUGGUGUUAGAUAAUGAGCUUAAUUCUGUUGAAAGAUUUAUAGGGCUUUUGAAGCUUGAAAAUCAACCUGGUGAUGACGAUACUACUUUGACAGGCAUUGACGAAUUGAGUCCUUCAUACACCACCACCUUCAAACUAGACCAAAGAAAAUCCAAUCCUGCAUUUGUAAGGCAUAAACCAAGUAAUUCAAAUACGUCUACAUCCUCAAGUUCAUCGUCGACAUCAAAAUCUCGUCCUUUUUCAUAUGUUGAAGGAUCUAAAGUUCCUCCUUCUAAAGAAGGUAAUUUUUUCAGAAAACAUCUUCGUCAUGGAUCUGGAGAUAGUUCUACGCUUUUGAGAGAACAACUUAAACCCAAACCUGAACUAAGAGUUAAAUCUUAUUAUCCUGGAAUGAGUUUGAGCCCUGACGAUGCAGCUCCCCAAAAUAGGAAAUCAGGAAUUUUCAGUACUUUCAGGAAGUAUGGUACCGACAAGGCUGCUGGAAUAGUGAAACAGGUACAGGCAUCCACAUCAAAGAGUAAUCGAUCGAGUAAAAUUGAAUCUCCCAUCAGUCCAAAUGCUGAAUCUUUCACAUCAAAGAAUUUUGAUAGUUACUCUGGAAGUGAACCUCAAUAUAUCAACAUGAACCAAACCAUUCAACCUUCAGUUGCCACGUAUGAUAACCAUCUGAUGGAAUCCAAGGAAAAGGAUUUCCCUGAUGAAUACCUUCCCAUUCCUUUGAAAGAAGUCGAAUCCCUGAUUAUGGUCACUAAAGAUAAUAAGAAUUUCUCAGUGGUCAAAUUCAGUAAACAUGAAGCUAUCCAUAAUAUUAAAGCCAUGAUUAUCAAGGAUUUACAGAUGAUAGAGAUCGGUACCAUCACAUUCCAUUUAACAGAGAUCAAUCAUGAAGAAGGUGAAUCUUUGAAUGAUAGAUUCUUGCAAAAAGCUAUCGAAUUAUCAAUGGGAAAGAUUUUGGUCAAACAAGAACUUUCCUCUCCAGGAACAAAUACUUAUUCCACCAAUUCCUCUGACUCCAAGAGUUUCGAAAUGAAAGGUGAAAGUAUGUACCCAGCAACACCUCAAUAUCUUUUACAAAGCAACCAAGAUAAGGUUGAUUACUUGACUUUUAAAGAUUCAUCGAAUUUAGGCAAGAUCCUGGAAAAUUCGAAAUUGCCUUAUAUCCCACCAUCCAAUGAUAACAAGUUCCCAUUCAAGUUAUCGCUACCUAAUCAGAAACCAGAGAAAGGUUUGCCUGCCCUUCAAAUUAAUACUAAUCCUAUUGAGGAUUCAAACGGGGGUUCUUUCAAGGUUCUUCGUCGUAGAGGUAGAGAGAUUGAUUUUGACCAACGUAGAAAAUCACCCUUUGAAACCAAAGCUCCUAAGAUGAUUCCGAACAUUUAUUCAUCGUCAGCAGCUGAGAUGGACUCACCAAUCAGUUCCACCACUUUGAACCCCUUGAAAGAUCACGCUGAAAGACUGGACAGUUUUGUGGCCAAGAGAAAUGCUCCACCACCACCUUUAAAUAAGAAAUCCAGUUUACAUCGUACAGGAUCGAUAUUGAGGGGAUCUUCUGUAACUUCCAAAUCUAGUAAGAUAGAUCCAUUCAAAGAGAAUGAUAUAAAAUUCGAACCUUUCAAUGAUGAUAACGAUUUUGAUGCUGGUUCUGAAGAUGAUUUCUUUGUCAAACCCAUCAAGAAAGAACAACAACCAGAUGAUGACGAUGAAGAUGAAGACUUUUUCAUGAAACCAAUGAAACAAGACACUAGUACUGCCUCAGGAUUGACUGUUAGACCCCCUGUAGAAGAACUUUAUGAUAAUUUGGAGAAAUUUUUCCCUAAUACCAAUUUGGACAAACCAAUUAUCGACGAUUCUCCAGUAUCUCCAAGUAACAUAACCCAUAAUAUUUCUGAAAUCCUGAAAUCCAACAGUAGUAGUAGCAGUCAUAUUCCACCAAGGGUUCCAAGUAUUUCCAGAACAUUCUCCAGUGCCAACAUAUCACCUUUGAAUCCAACGACUGAUGAUGAUGUAUUUUAUGGCGAUUCAGAGCUGAAACUUCUUCGUAGAAUGAAAACCAUCAGAGUGGUGGCCAACGAAGCCCGUAGAAAGAUCAUGGAGAAAUCUGAUGUAGUCUCCAGACCGAAGUUUGGAAGUUUGAUUCGUUCCAACACUAAAAUGUGGGGUCAAAAAGUGGUAGAAGUUACUAGUAGAGAAAUAGAGAAGGGAAUUGUAAGUAAACUUCGUAAAGGGAAGUACGAAGAAUUUGCUUGGAUUAAGGGUGAAUUGAUAGGAAGGGGAUCAUUUGGAUCAGUUUAUAUAGCGUUGAACGUUACUACUGGUGAAAUGAUUGCGGUGAAACAAGUCAUAGUUCCUUCAACAUUCUCGGCUCAAGCCAAGUCUAAAACUUAUGAAGGUUUAGAUGCCUUACAUAAAGAAGUUGAAACCAUGAAGGAUCUUGAUCAUAUUAAUAUUGUACAAUACCUUGGUUUCGAACAGAAAAACGAUACUUAUUCAUUGUUUUUAGAGUAUGUUGGAGGAGGAUCUAUCUCAGCUUGUCUUAAGAGUUACGGAUCUUUUGAAGAAUCUCUUGUUAAGUAUAUUAUUAAGCAAGUGUUGGAAGGUUUACAAUAUCUUCAUUCCAAUGGGAUCUUACAUCGUGAUUUGAAAGCUGAUAACUUAUUGUUGGAUAUCGAUGGGACGUGUAAGAUUUCCGAUUUUGGUAUAUCUAAGCGAUCAACUGAUAUCUAUGUCAAUAAUGCAGAAAUGUCAAUGCAAGGAACAGUGUUUUGGAUGGCCCCCGAAGUCAUUGAUAGUAUAGUUGAAGAUAAGAAACAGGGAUACAGUGCCAAGAUUGAUAUUUGGUCCUUGGGGUGUGUUGUCUUGGAAAUGUUUGCUGGUAAUAGACCUUGGUCUAAUGAAGCUGUUAUCAGUGCUAUUUAUAAAAUUGGUAAAACCAAAUUAGCUCCACCAAUACCAGAAGGUAUCAAACAUUUGAUCAGUGCUGAAGCUAAAGAUUUCAUAAAUCAAUGUUUUGUCAUCAACCCAGAACAAAGACCUACAGCUAAAGAAUUAUUGAAACAUGAUUUCUUGAAACAAGAAGAUUUUGAUUUCAGUAGUACUAAGAUCUCUCAAUUGAUCAAGUAUAAUAGUAAGAAGAAGGUGGCAUAA